AUAUCUGAUACUUGCUCUGCGGCCACGGAUUUUAGCCCUUUGCCGUGUUUGUGUUUCCGUAUGCUGAAUGCACCGCCGGACGAAAUUCUGACGUUUAUUUUUGGUGUAAUAAUAGCCAACAUAAACAGGCUUCGCACGCUGAUGAAGCCACCGCGAAGUUACGCGAGGGGAGGCAAACCCGGGGGCACGCCGGUAUGCGGGGGCUUCUCUCGAAACCCCUCACCCCGGUGCGGUGCGGGCAGCUCGGGCAGCUUCGGCCGUGACCAGAGCGAACCCUCUCCCUCACGUGAAGAGUCUGGCAGCGGCGGCAGCCCCGCUGCGGUGGGGGCUCCCCGAAACCAGCGGCAGUGCUCCCGGGGGCUCUUCCCCAGCGGCAGCCCCCCGUGUGGCAGCGGCUACCCCGGCGAGCCGCGUCCUCCUGGGCGCCCGGCCGGGAAUUUUACAGCCGGUUCCCACCCCGCACCGCUGCUGCGAACAUCUGGCCAGAAGACUCGCCGCUCGCCGUGCACAAAGCGCCGCUUUUUUUCUCCGCUCCCCCCUUAA
This is a messenger RNA of Neopsephotus bourkii (Bourke's parrot), 543 nucleotides long. RefSeq names its product cuticle collagen 39-like. The coding region runs from base 61 to 543 and encodes 160 amino acids. Lineage: Eukaryota; Metazoa; Chordata; Aves; Psittaciformes; Psittacidae. The record is from RefSeq and is a predicted model, not a curated record. The transcript is spliced from 2 exons.